AUGGGCUCUAUUUGCAUUAACGAAAAGUAUAUUAGUUUGGUUAUGAACUCAAAUAUCGUCAUCUUCAAAAAGAUAACCAUCAUCUUCCUCAAGAAUAGAUAUCUCUCUUUUGGUCACAUUACUAAGUCUCAAGUCACACUCCUUUUAUUACAAGCAAUUCAUCGCACCUUUUCACAUUAUAAGAGAGACCACUCAACGUCACUGAGAAGCCUUCGUUUUCCUUGCUUCUAUUCCAUGGCUGGAAACACCUCAACUAACGUCGUUCUCUUUCUUCUGGUUUUGGUAUUUAUGUGGAACCCGUUGAUUUCAUUGUCGUGGGAUAAUCCGCCGCCAGAAUGCCCGGCAUGCCUGCCUCCGCCGUCAACUGAAUGUCCCCCACCACCGCCAUCACAACCGAGUAGUUAUUCGCCGCCACCACCGGGGUCCAUAUAUUACUAUUCUCCGCCGCCACCGCCAAGUUAUGUACCCUAUUAUUCUCCUCCCACAGGUUAUUUUUCGACGCCUCCCCCGCCAAAUCCUAUAAUUCCAUGGUUCCCAUGGUACUACCAGACGCCUCCUUCGGCUUCCUCUGGUUGUGGCAGACGAAAGAUGGGAAUUUGGCUUGUCAAUUUCGCUGCUGUUUCUUUUGCUUUUCUCUUAUGUUAAUCAGUAUUGUUGCCUUUUGAUAAGAUUUUAUUUUAUUUUAUUUUAUUUCUGUUAAUUAGUACUAGAGAUUGUAAUUCGAGAAAUGUUGAAGCUAAUGCUUCUUAAUUUGUUCUCACAACUUUUGCUGAACUUUUUCGGAAGUUUACGCCCGAAAAGAAAUAUGGAAUACAAGAUUCAUGAA
Messenger RNA from Dendrobium catenatum, 826 nucleotides. RefSeq names its product abl interactor homolog. The record is from RefSeq and is a predicted model, not a curated record. Bases 1 to 645 code for a protein of 214 amino acids. The transcript has 3 exons. Lineage: Eukaryota; Viridiplantae; Streptophyta; Magnoliopsida; Asparagales; Orchidaceae.